AUGAUGAACAACAUUUUCCUUAUUCAAGAGCUCCUUCGCAAAUAUGCUCGCAAGAGAAUUUCUCCUAGAUGCCUCUUGAAGAUUGAUUUACAUAAGGCAUACAAUUCCAUUUCUUGGGAGUUCCUGGAUUGGAUGCUUAAGUCUAUGGGUUUCCCAACUCAGUUUUGUUCCUGGAUUAUGGAAUGUAUCACUACCACUUCUUUUAGUGUGGUGGUCAAUGGAUCCAUCUAUGGUCAUUUCAAAGGUCAACAUGGAUUAAGGCAAGGGGAUCCUCUUUUCCCUUACCUCUUUGUUCUCUGUCUGGAAUAUUUUUCCUAUGAUCUUCAAAGCCUCAAGGAUAACAUCAACUUUAAGUUUCACCCAACUUGUGAUGUUGUUCAACUUUCACACUUGGCCUUCGCAGAUGACAUUAUGCUCCUGUCCAGAGGAGACUUGCCUUCAGUUUCAACUAUAUUUGCCAAGCUCCAGCACUUUUGUAAUGUUUCGGGGCUAUCUAUCAACACCAACAAGUCAUCCAUUUACUCAGUGGGAGUGGACCAAGAUAUUACAAGCCUUAUCCAGGGUUGGAGCAGCAAAACUCUCUCCUAUGCAGGGAAGGUGGAGCUAAUUAGAGCUGUCAUUCAGGGAAUUGCCAACUUUUGGACGGAUAUCUUUCCUUUACCUCAAUUCUUUCUAGACCGUAUCAAUGUUUCCUACCGUAACUUUCUUUGGGGCAAAGCUGAGGUCCACCAUAAUUAUUUUAAAGGAGGCAAUGUUUGGGACUUCAUUAGUUCAGCUUCAGAUUCAGUUUUGAUUAAGAAGAUCAUACACAUUAGGGACAUUAUUACCAUCAAAGAAGAUAAUGUGGAGGCUGCCAAGCAAACUCUCAACUCUUGGAAUAGCAAUGAGCAGUUGCUUGCUGGGAAGGCUUAUGACUACAUUAGAGGGGUCAAGCCUGCUGUCAAUUGGAAUUCUAUUGUUUGGAAUCCUGCCAUUCCUUCCAAGAUGUCUUUUAUCUUAUGGCUUGCUACCAAGAACCAUCUGCUCACUUUAGACCGAGCUGCUUUCUUGAACAAGGGUCUACUCUGUCCUUUGUGCAGAACUGAAGCAAAAUCCCAUGCUCAUUUGUUCUUUUCCUGCAGAAUCUCCCUCCAAGUCUGGGCCAAUAUCCGUGAUUGGAUUCCUCUCCACAGGCAAACGAUUUCAUUACAGUGCACUAUCAAUUCCCGUAUUCGUGGUAGAGCCACCUCUGGUACUUGGGGCAAAUUUCGGUGCUUGGCUUUGGCAAUUGCAGUUUACUGCACCUGGAUAUCUAGGAACCUUUUACUUUUUGAGAAUUCACCUUUUUCUGUAAUUAAUAAAAUUAACAAGAUCAAAUUCCUUGUUUAUAAACAUUCGCGUGUUAGGGUGCCUAUUGUUUUGCUUGCUGCGGGGUAUGUCCCAUUUACACUAUAA
Messenger RNA from Glycine soja, 1434 nucleotides. RefSeq lists its product as uncharacterized. The coding region runs from base 1 to 1434 and encodes 477 amino acids. The record is from RefSeq and is a predicted model, not a curated record. The transcript has 3 exons. Lineage: Eukaryota; Viridiplantae; Streptophyta; Magnoliopsida; Fabales; Fabaceae.